Messenger RNA from Pogoniulus pusillus (Red-fronted tinkerbird), 1353 nucleotides. It is a transcript of the gene CCNDBP1, whose product is annotated as cyclin D1 binding protein 1. Bases 53 to 1060 code for a protein of 335 amino acids. The record is from RefSeq and is a predicted model, not a curated record. Gene Ontology annotation, cellular component: nucleus. The transcript has 11 exons. Lineage: Eukaryota; Metazoa; Chordata; Aves; Piciformes; Lybiidae. Gene Ontology annotation, biological process: regulation of cell cycle.
GGCCGCCGUGGCGGAGCGCUGAGCGCUGCGCGCUGCGGCCGUGCCUGCGGCCAUGGAGGCGCGGGAGCCGCUGCGGGACCUGCGCGGCGCCUUGCGUGCGGUGCUGGACCGGAUCCGAGAGGGCGAACCGGGCCAGGGCCGCGAUCCGUUCGAGCUGCCGCGCUUCUGGGACGCGCUAGGUCAGGCAUUCAAAGUAACGUCACAGGAAGCUACCAAGCUCAGCCUGGCGUUCUCCAGGUCUCCGCUGACUUCUGCAGAGGAUUGCCAGAAGCUGAGUGAAGACGUCCAAAAUGCCAUUCUUGCAGUUGCCACAGUGUACUACUGGCUCCCCAAGGGCCAAGGUACUACUCUUCGGAAGAUGGUUCGAGAUGCCACCACUGAAGUAGUGGAAGGAAUGAUCCAACUCAUAGAAACAAUUCUCAGCUCCCCGUUGGAGAGCUUGUCUCAGGAACAGCUCAUCUCAACAGCUGGGGUGUGGGAGGCCUGCGAGCAGGUGGCCAGCCUGCCGCGAGAUAACCAGGCAGCAGUUGCAGCAGCUCUGGCUGCAUGCCUAGGUGUGGUCAAAGAUGCUGUGAAGGAGAUGGAACGGGCUCUGGUGGAAGGGCAGGACCCCUACAGUGACAUCCUGGAAGAUGAGGAGCUGGGCUUUCGGGGUAACAGAGAUACCUACUGGUCUGAGGCUGACCGGAGACUGCUCAGCUCCUGCAUGGGGCUGAUGAAGGCUUCUAAAGCUUGCCUGAAGAAGAUCUUGGGUGCAGUGAGGGCUUAUGGCAAAGCUGAUUCUGCAGAGCAGAUCACUCAGCUGGAUGAUCUCGCAGACAUUGCUCAUCAAAUCAGCCCAAGCGUGGAUGAGCUGGCCCUGAGCAUGUACCCCCCUGUGAACCAGCUGGCUGUGAGGCUCAAUGCUGCGAAGCUGGCCUCAGUGUUAAAGAAAGUCUUAGAGAUUACAAAGAGCAGCCACAUGUGUCCCCCGUCAGAGGAAGGCUGGGUGCAGUUCCUGGCGGGUGCGGUAGAUCACAACAUGAACAAAAUCAAGAACUUAACCCAGGGCCAGCUUUAACUCUUCCCUGGCUGCACUGGUGCUGCCACUGGCUCUGGCAUUCCUUUCUCCAGUGACUCUUGCUGCUCUCCAGCUGCUGGGAGAGCCAUGGGAGCAAUGUUUUCAGGAGAAAACUUUACCACCCCUUGGUGAGACUGCCCCAGAAGUUGCUCUUGGCUGUUCAGAAGGUGUCAUUUUGCUUGGAUUUCUGGGAUGCUGCAGUGCUGCAACUUCAUGCUGUGACCAUGCCCCAUUCUUCAGGCACUGCAGCUGCUGUGGGCUUCACACAACAAUAAAAGAUUGCUCUGCUUGCA